GCCGUCGUUUCUCUCUGUUACUACCGCAUAUCCCACCUCCUCCACCAACCACCAACCGCCCCAUGGAUACUCAUCACCCUCGCCGAGCUUCUUCUCUCCGUCAUCUGGUUCUUAAACCAAUCCUUCCGUUGGCACCCCGUCUCGCGGACAGUCAUGACCGACAAGCUUCCCAGGGAGGACAACCUCCCGGGCCUCGACAUCUUCGUNUGCACGCUCGACCCUGAGAAGGAACCCACGGUGCAGGUCAUGGACACGGUUGUUUCGGCCAUUGCCAUGGACUACCCUUCUGAUAAGCUGGCUGUGUAUCUGUCCGACGAUGGUGGUUGUCCGGUGACUUUAUACGGUAUGAAAGAGGCCGGUGAGUUCGCGAAGGAGUGGGUUCCCUUCUGCAGAAAGUAUGGGGUGAAGUUGAGGUGCCCAAAGGCGUUCUUCUCUCAGAUGGAUGAAGAUGAAGACCUUCUUCGGCACGAGGGAUUCAGGGCUCAUCGUGACCUCAUCAAGGCUAAGUACGAGAAAAUGCAGACAAACAUCGAUAAAUUUGGUUCAGACCCUGACAAUCUUCGACUUGUCAACGACAGGGCUCCUCGUAUUGAGAUUAUAACUGAGGAGGCAGGUUUGCCACUUGUUGUUUAUGUGUCUCGGGAAAGAAGGCCAUACCUUCCUCACAAAUUCAAAGGAGGAGCCCUCAACACAUUGCUCAGAGUCUCGGGUUUUCUCAGUAAUGCACCUUAUUUUCUAGUAGUGGAUUGCGAUAUGUAUUGCAAUGAUCCAACUUCUGCCAAACAAGCCAUGUGCUUCUUCCUUGAUCCUCAGACCUCCAAAGAUACUGCAUUUGUUCAAUUCCCUCAAAUGUUUCACAACCUUAGCAAAAAAGAUAUCUACGAUAGUCAAACAAGGAAUGCUUUUAAGACAAAGUGGCAAGGCAUGGAUGGACUAAGAGGUCCUGGUCUUUCUGGCAGUGGUAAUUACUUGAGUAGAAGUGCGUUACUAUUUGGAAGUCCUAACCAAAAGAAUGACUAUCUGCAAGAGGCACAAAAGUACUUUGGAAACUCUACUGGGUUCAUUGAAUCACUGAAGGUCAUCCGUGGACAGAAAACUACCAAAAAGAGCAGUUCAAGAGAAGAAACGUUAAGAGAAGCCNUAGCAGUGUGCUCCUGUUCCUACGAAAACAACACAAAAUGGGGUACAGAGGUGGGAUUCUCCUACGUGAUCUUACUUGAGAGUACUGUUACUGGGUAUAUUCUUCACACCAGAGGAUGGAGAUCAGCUUAUCUUUACCCCAAAACGCCAUGUUUCUUAGGGUGUGCCCCCACUGACAUCAAAGAAGGCAUGAUUCAAUUGGUUAAAUGGUUGUCUGAACUUCUCUUG
Messenger RNA from Vigna radiata var. radiata (mung bean), 1368 nucleotides. RefSeq names its product cellulose synthase-like protein G1. NCBI's taxonomy places the organism in Eukaryota, Viridiplantae, Streptophyta, Magnoliopsida, Fabales, Fabaceae. The record is from RefSeq and is a predicted model, not a curated record. Gene Ontology annotation, molecular function: mannan synthase activity; cellulose synthase (UDP-forming) activity. Gene Ontology annotation, cellular component: plasma membrane; trans-Golgi network. Gene Ontology annotation, biological process: plant-type primary cell wall biogenesis; cellulose biosynthetic process.